AAAAAAAUAAUAGACGACCGUUUCGGCAACGCUCUGCCGGAUCAGAAUGUACGUUUCAUUUCAUGGCGUACAAUGCGUGAUCAGGACCGAGCCAAACAAAGACACACUUGCCCGUACCGUCGUGCUCUUUCUGUGCGUGACAAAACUGACGGGAGCCGCAUCUCCGCCGGCACCCGCGGCCGCCCCUCGGCAUCUAAGCUCGCCGUCGUCUUGUCCUGCUCUCUCCUCUCGUCGGAACCAACGCGCGGCUGGCCGGCUGCGUCCCUAUAUUUUAGGGAGCCCAACCCGUCUCGCCUCACCUAUCACCUACCUCCGUGCUGCACUUGUUUCUUCUCUUCUCGGUCUUGCCGACCAUUGUCCGGCCGGCGGCCUUGGUCGAUCUUGUGGCAGAAUCUCCGAGCGUUGCUGUUGUUCGCCGCCGCUGCCCUGCCGGCGAUGGAGGUGAGGAACAGGUACGUGGCCACCCGGCGCCACAUCGAGGGCGCCCCGACGGAGGCCGACUUCGAGGUGAGGGAGGAGACGGCGCGGUGGUCCCCGGACUCCGGCGAGGUGCUCGUCCGGAACCUCUACCUGUCCAUCGACCCGUACCAGCUCAACCGCAUGAAGCGGAGCAGCGCGUCCCACCUCGCCGUCGACGGCAUCCUGCCCGGUCAGAGGAUCGCGGCGUACGCGGCCGGCGAGGUGGUGGCGUCGGCGAGCCCAGAGUACGCGGCGGGCGACGUGGUGGCGGGCGUGCUCGGGUGGGAGGACUACUCGCUAUUCCGGCCGUCCCCCGCCGUGCUCAUGUCCAAGGUCGACGCCUCGGGGGCCUUCCCGCUGUCCCACCACAUCAGUGUGCUGGGCACCAGCGGCAUGACGGCCUACGGCGGCCUCUUCGAGGUCUGCAAGCCGGCCAGGGGGGAGAAGGUGUUCGUGUCCGCGGCGUCGGGCUCCGUCGGCAGCCUCGCCGGCCAGUUCGCCAAGCUCGCCGGAUGCUACGUCGUCGGUUGCGCCGGGACCAAAGCCAAGGUCGACCUGCUCAAGGACAAGCUGGGAUUCGACGACGCGUUCAACUACAAGGAGGAGCCCGACCUGAAGUCAGCUCUCAAGAGGUGUUUCCCCGACGGCAUCGACAUCUACUUCGAGAACGUCGGCGGCGAGAUGCUGGAGGCGGCGCUGGCCAACAUGAACCCGUACGGCCGGGUCGCCCUCUCCGGUGUCAUCUCCGAGUACACGGGCGCCGGGCGGCGCGCGGUGCCGGACCUGCUGGAGGUGAUCUACAAGCGCAUCACCAUCCGGGGCUUCUUCGCCUGGGACUUCCUGCCCAGGUUCGCCGAGUUCAACGCCGCCAUCGGCGAGUGGAUCCGGCAGGGGAAGGUGCAGGUGCUCGAGGACGUCUCCGACGGGCUGGAGAGCGUCCCCUCCGCGUUCGCCGCGCUCUUCAGCGGCCAGAACGUCGGCAAGAAGCUCGUCAAGCUGGCGUAGAAACAGGGACGGAGGCUAGCUGCUGACCGUGCCAGUAAUUCAGCACCUAUAAAGUUUACACGGAAUUGAUGAAAUUUUGGACUUUUGGCCAGCAAACAAAAAGUAAACAUAAAAAACAGUUCGUCCUGGUGCCCUUGUGACUAGUUAA
Molecule: messenger RNA, 1612 nt
Organism: Panicum hallii
Lineage: Eukaryota; Viridiplantae; Streptophyta; Magnoliopsida; Poales; Poaceae
Product: NADP-dependent alkenal double bond reductase P2-like
Exons: 4
Coding region: 73-1464 (463 amino acids)
Molecular function (GO): oxidoreductase activity, acting on the CH-CH group of donors, NAD or NADP as acceptor
Source: RefSeq, a predicted model, not a curated record